AUGACAUUGUACAACAAGUAUGUGUUUGGUAUGGGCUUCCCUCCGGUCUUCCUCCUCCUCGGACAGUCGCUCCUGGUCCUCCUUGCCUUUAUGGCCAUGUCUGGGCAAAGCGCCCACAUCGAGUCAAGCAGAGGCUCCACUGGCAGCAAGGCCUCCAAUGGCAGGGCAAAGUCAUCCAAGUCGUCGUCUGGCAGGCCUGGUCCUCGGUCUACUCGGACUAGUCGAUCCGCCCGUGAUGAUCGCGGCGCCCGUGGUGGUCGCGGUGGCCACGGCCCCACGCUGGCUCACUCCCAUGGCUCGGCUCGGACGAGUGCUCCUGGUGCCGGCACAUCGGCGUCAGCAUUAGCAUCCUAUUCACCGCCAUCGGGACACUCGCCAAAACAGAACUGGAAAGAUGCUGCUGUCGCCGUUUUGUUUGUGGGCAACAACGCGUUUUCGGUCCUUGCCCUCAAGUAUGUCUCGCUGCCGAUGUUUGGAGCCAUCCGGAGAAUGCUUGUUGCCGUCGUCCUCAUCCUGCAGUACAUGUUGUAUGGACGGUUGCCCGAGCCGAUGGGCGCGACGCUGGCGUCGGUAGUCCUAAUCUGCGUCGGUGCACUGACAGCCGGCAUGGCCGACGCCGCGUACUCGUUCGAAGGCUACGCGCUCACCGGGUGCUCGAUGGUGUGCGCGGCCGGGUACCUGGUGGCGCUAGGCGCCGUGGGGCAGAGCCGGCCGUUUGCGCAGCUGCUGCGAACAAACGUGAGCUCGUGCGUUGUGGCUCUCACCGCCUUUCUCGUCUUUGAGACCCUUGUGCCGCACCACAUGCUCGGCGGGCGACAGCCGGACGUGUAUGUGGCAGCCGCGUUUGCCACGGACUCGAGUGCUUCACUGCUGCUGACGGUGGGCAUUGUGGUCGGAUCGGCGGCCAUCGGCUUUCUUCUCAACUACUCACUGUUCGUGACGACAACCGAGUCGUCGCCGCUGACGGCGACGAUUGUGGGCAACGCCAAGGCGCUGCUGACCGAUGUGCUCGGCUCGCUUCUCUUUGCCGACGUCACCCUCACCGUGCGCUUUGUGUCAGGCAUUGCGCUCACCCUCCUCGGCAUCAGCAUCUACUCGUGGGGCAAGUACACCGCGAGCCACGCCGUGACUGGCCGCGGGAGUGACGCUGCUGCCGUCCACGAUCCGGACCUGGCGCUGGCCGGCUCGUCCGACUCGGGCUCGUGCCACGAGUUUGACGGCUGCGACUCGGUUGUCGACCUGCAGCGUGAGCUGCGGUCGCGAGUCUGA
Thecamonas trahens ATCC 50062 is the source of this 1269-nucleotide messenger RNA. Its product is annotated as drug/Metabolite transporter superfamily protein. Gene Ontology annotation, cellular component: Golgi apparatus. Gene Ontology annotation, molecular function: antiporter activity. Lineage: Eukaryota; Apusomonadida; Apusomonadidae. The record is from RefSeq and is a predicted model, not a curated record. The coding region runs from base 1 to 1269 and encodes 422 amino acids. The transcript has a single exon.